Agrilus planipennis (emerald ash borer) is the source of this 1235-nucleotide messenger RNA. RefSeq lists its product as uncharacterized. The record is from RefSeq and is a predicted model, not a curated record. Bases 276 to 1073 code for a protein of 265 amino acids. Lineage: Eukaryota; Metazoa; Arthropoda; Insecta; Coleoptera; Buprestidae. The transcript has 3 exons.
GUAGAAAACAAUUCCGAAAAUUUGAAAGAAUCUUUUUGUUUGAAAUAAAUUAGACAUUUAUGAUGAAAUUAAUGUAAUCUGGUUUUUAACAGUAACUGAAAUACCAGUAACAUCGUUCUUAAAUUUUCAAAGGGUGACUUCAAUUAUAUACGAGUUCACAUUAAAAAUUGGGUAGACCAUUCGGAAAUUGAAGUCACAACUAGAUCACUUCAAAUUUUGUCCAGUGAAUAAUCGAAUCUUUAAGACAGCGCUGAAUUUGCAAAUUCUUGGACAACAUGGGAGACAAUAACAACAUAACGGUGCCAGAAAGAAUCGAAAUGCCCAAAGCAUCAGUAAAUAUACUAAGACAGACACAUCCAGCCGCGGAUUUGUCUUUGAAUGUAAAACGUGCUGAUGAGAACACCGAUUUGACCCAAGAGCAUUCCUCUGCAACACUGCCAGCAUCACCAUUACCACAUACUGACGAAAAACAAUCGCCCGAACUCAAAAGAGACGACGAAUCUAAAGUAGAAACAUAUUUUCAAAAAAUAGACCUCGAUGCCACUUCUACUUCUGUAACCAACACAUUGAGCAGAAAAGCCGACACACCAAUGCAAAGUUUCACAAAAACCGAAGCUGCAGAACAAAACCAGCAAAUGCUAACGGUUCCGCGUUACAAAAGUGAAAUAAUAACCAACAAAGAUGAAUUAAACGGAAAAACUUCUGCUACCGGAAGCCCAAAUUUCAACAAAAUGAAACAUUUAUCAAGCAACGUCUUUCCCGUUGGAUGUAUGGGAUGCAAAGAAGAUGUACACUCAUCUUCCUCGAGGAGAUUUCUGAACGCUAACGAAGCCACUAUAGACCAUGUGGGGCACAUGGAAAAUACUCCUAGAAAACGCCCGACCAGCAGAACCCGUGACACCAUCCGGAACCCAGUGACUGGGGCGGGGGUUGAAAAUUAUUCCGAUAAACAAAAAGUACCAUCAGGCAAAAGAAAGGACGGAAAUCCACUGUUGGGAACUGGUUACGAAGAUCCCGUGAGAAGAAGCGAAACCAGGGUUCCACCGGGGGGGUUUUCACAGGGCAUUUGGUAGCAUAAUGUUCGACAGUUAUAAAAUUACCAAAAAAACGUCUUGUUCAAAAUUUUAAAUAUCUUUUGUGGCCGUUUAUCAGAAUCUAUUAUUAUGGAAAAUGAGCAAAAGUAAUGUUUUGUAACACUAAAAUUACAGUAUAUUAUAAAUGUCUCUUUGAGUUUA